Molecule: messenger RNA, 2683 nt
Organism: Pistacia vera
Lineage: Eukaryota; Viridiplantae; Streptophyta; Magnoliopsida; Sapindales; Anacardiaceae
Product: putative disease resistance RPP13-like protein 3
Exons: 1
Biological process (GO): defense response to other organism
Molecular function (GO): ADP binding
Source: RefSeq, a predicted model, not a curated record
AAGAGUUAGAAUGGAUGCAUUGUUUCAUAAAUGAUGCAGAGAAAAAACAAAUUAAUGACUAUACGAUACGCCAGUGGGUAAUCGACAUCAUAGACAUCGCUUACGAUUGUGAGGAUGUCUUGGAUAAAUUUAUGAUCCAGAUUCAUGAUGAAGGGAAUUCAAAUAUGCUCAAAGUUGACCAAGGCGAGACUUCAGAAAGAAGGCAGAGACGGCUCUUUACAUUCCUGAAGAAGUGUUCUUGCAUUUGCAGCAAAGGCAAAGAACAGAUCGAUCUCUAUGGAAUAGGCAAAGAGAUUGAAGCACUAAAAGAGAGACUCAAUGAUGUCUCCCGUAGACGUCAAUUAUAUAACCUCCAAAAUAUUAACGACAUCAACAGGGAAGGAGAGAGCUCAGUCCUUGGCAGAUUGAAAGAACUAAGAAGAGUCAAUUCCUUGCAGCUUGAAAACAUUAAAAGUGUUGGCUACAAGGAUGAUAUUGACACAUUGUUGGCUCGACUACUUGAUCAAAAUAAGCCACAACGUUUCGUAAUUUCAAUUUUUGGCACUGGUGGCUUAGGUAAAACAACUCUUGCUGGAAAACUUUAUCAUCAUGAAGUCAUCAAGCAUAAAUUCAAUCGUCGUGCCUGGGUUUCUGUUUCUCAAGAUUAUGAUAAUAAAGAUCUUCUUCAAAGAAUUUUAUAUUCUUUCAAUAAGGAUUGAGAUAUGACAGAGCUGGAGAAGAUGAGUAAAACAGGACUGGAGAGAUAUCUUCAACAAUCGUUGCAAGGACACACAUAUUUGGUGGUGAUUGAUGAUAUAUGGCAUAAAGAAGCUUGGGAGAGUCUCAAAAGGGCCUUUCCGGACGAAAAUAAUGGCAGUAGAGUAAUUAUUACCACUCGGAUGAAAGACCUUGCUGAACGUGUAGAUGAGGAUACUUUUCCUUAUGCACUUCGAUUUCUAAGGCCAGAUGAGAGUUGGCAGUUAUUUUGUGAGAAAGCUUUUAAAAAUUUCAAUAUAGAUGAAGGAUUGGAGAAGCUGGGAAGGGAAAUGGUGCAAAAGUGUAGCGGCCUACCACUUGCCAUUGUUGUAUUGGCUGGGUUAUUAUCUACAAAGAAGCCGCACAAGUGGUCUUCAAUGCGUGACCACAUUUGGAAAGAUUUAAGCAAUAAUUCUAGUGAAAUCACAUAUUUACUGGCUUUGAGUUUCAAUGAAUUACCUUCUGAAUUGAAGGUGUGCUUUCUUUAUCUGGGCCUUUUUCCAGAAGAUCGUGAAAUCCAAACUGAGAAAUUAAUUCACCUAUGGGUAGCUGAAGGUCUCAUAUCGCAGAACGAAGAACAAACAAUGGAAGAAUUGGCUGAGGAUAACUUGAAUAAGCUGAUUAAUAGAAGCCUAAUUCAAAUAAGCAAAACAAGUAGGGGGAAGAUAUUAACAUGCCGAGUCCAUGAUCUCUUACGUGAUCUAGCAAUUCGAAAGGCAAAAGAGCUCAACUUCAUGUGCAUUAAUGAGGAAACCAAAAGUUCAACACAAUCUUCAAAAUUAAUUCGACGACAAGCUGUUUAUCUUGGGGGAGAGACGUGCUUGUGGCUUCAACAUUGUAACCCAGUCUCUCGUUCCCUUUUGUUCUUCGAUCAAUACUCUCUCUCUAGUAAUCUGCCAACUCUUGUGGAAGACUUAUUAUUAUACGUUUGCACAAGAUUCAGAGUAGUAAGAGUGCUCGAUCUUGAAAAUUGCUUCAUUGGAGAAUCAGAGAGCUUACCUGGAGCUAUAGGAAUGUUGAUUCACUUGAAGUAUUUGGGAUUAAGAAAUACAUCUGUUCUUCAUCUUCCACCUUCCAUUGGCAACUUGUUGAGCCUACAAACUCUGGACUUACCAACACAUGUUCGUCGACGUGCUCUUCUUCAACUGCCAACUGCAAUUUGUAAGUUGACAGAGUUAAGACAUCUUAUUCGAUGUUUUAAUUGGAAUUUGCCAAUAGACAAUUUGACAAAGCUUCAGACUUUGAAGUAUGUAGAAGGUAACGUUUGGUCUCGAUUUAAUCCAGAAAAGUUGGUUAAUCUUCGAGAGCUGUGCAUAUCUUUGUACUAUGAUGCAGAACAAGACGAGUUCACUUUUGAUUCCAUUGCCAACUUGAAAAGCCUAUGGAUUUUAUCAAUUGAAUUAUCAAUGUCCAUGGGAAGUUAUUUUUUUGGUUCACUGCAGCCACUUUCUCAUUGCCAACAUCUCCUAGACUUGCACUUGGAUGGGAAGAUAGAGACCCUACCAGGAAACCUCCAUGAACUAGUACCAAAUCUUGAAUGCCUAUCACUAGAGAAUUCAAAACUCAGUGAUGACCCAAUGCCUAUGUUAGAGAAGUUGCCAAGCCUCACGCAUCUGCAACUGGGCUUCACUUCAUACUAUGGAAAGAAGAUGAUAUGCCCGGCAAAGGGUUUUCCUCGGCUUGAAAUUCUAGUUAUUCGAUUGAAAACAUUACAUGAAUGGCAAGUAGAGGAAGGAGCUCUGCCUAUGCUUAGGUGUUUGAGAAUCAGAAGACACUCAAAAUUCACGAUUCCAGAAAGAUUGAGCUCCAUCUACAUUAUAAAAUUAUCAGAUGAAGUCGAACUCAACAGAACUAACUACUUCGAACUUUGACUUCCGUUUGUUGUGCUUUCAUUUAAUUUGUAAUUUGAGAAGCGGAGUUUUCUUUAUAAACAAUUCAUUUGCAUUCC